Molecule: messenger RNA, 1086 nt
Organism: Solanum tuberosum (potato)
Lineage: Eukaryota; Viridiplantae; Streptophyta; Magnoliopsida; Solanales; Solanaceae
Product: zinc finger MYM-type protein 1-like
Exons: 2
Coding region: 1-1086 (361 amino acids)
Source: RefSeq, a predicted model, not a curated record
AUGCAAGAUUUGAAAAACCAACGGCAAUCGAUCCAAUCUUCUUUUGACAAGCAAAGUGAAAAGGCAAGAAGUGAUUAUCGGAUGCGUUUAAAUGCCUCAAUUGAUGUAGCAAGAUUUCUCUUGACAUCGGGAUUUCCAUUUCGUGGACAUGAUGAAAGUGAAGGUUCCGAAUAUAAGGGUGCUUUUCUUGAACUUUUGAAAUGGUAUGGGGAUAGAAGUUUUGAUGUGGGAAGAGUAAUAUUAGGUAAUGCUCCACAAAAUGAUAUGAUGAUUUGUCCGACAAUUCAAAAAGAUAUUGUGGAGGCUUGUGCUAAAGAAACAACUAAGGCUAUCAUUGAAGACUUGGACGGUGAUUAUUUUGGAAUAUUAGUUGAUGAAUCAAAGGAUGUUUCUCAUAAGGAGCAAAUGGCUCUAAUUUUGAGAUAUGUCAACAAAAGUGGAAUGGUGAUAGAGCGAUUCUUGGGUAUUGUCCACGUAAAUGAUACAUCUUCUCAAUCAUUAAAAAAGGCAAUUUAUUCUUUGCUUUUGGAUCACUCAUUAUGUACAUCCAAAAUACGUGGUCAAGGUUAUGAUGGGGCUAGUCUUUCCAAAAAGAAUUCGGAUGUGGAUAAUUUUUUUUAUGUUCUCACUAAUAUUUUGAAUACUAUUGGAGCUUCAUUUAAACGCAGAGAUUCACUUCGACAACAUCAAGAAGAUAAAUUGGAAGAGUUGUUUAAAUUUGGAGAAGUUCAUACAGGGCAAGGUUUGAAUCAAGAACGUGGCUUCCAACGACCGGAUGAUACUCGUUGGGAGUCUCAUUUUAAAACCUUGGACAAUUUCCUGAUUCAUUUUUCUUCAAUUGUUAAUGUGCUUAAGUAUAUGAAACGUGAUUGUCCAUAUCAUCUUGAUAGAUUUGCGGCGGAAAUUUUUUUGAGCAAGAUUAAUGAAUUUGAAUUUGUCUUUAUGUUGCACUUGAUGUUUAAGGUGUUGCUAUUGACGAAUGAGUUGAAUAAAGUUUUACAAAAGAAAGAUCAAGAUAUCGUUAAUGCUAUGGGAUUGCUUGACCUUUCAAAGAAACGAUUGCAAAUGAUGAGAGAGGAUGAAUGA